Molecule: messenger RNA, 3069 nt
Organism: Hyla sarda
Lineage: Eukaryota; Metazoa; Chordata; Amphibia; Anura; Hylidae
Product: zinc finger protein ZFP2-like
Exons: 9
Coding region: 166-2253 (695 amino acids)
Biological process (GO): regulation of transcription by RNA polymerase II
Molecular function (GO): DNA-binding transcription factor activity; RNA polymerase II cis-regulatory region sequence-specific DNA binding
Source: RefSeq, a predicted model, not a curated record
UUGGCCAGCAGGAGAAAUGUUGGACUGUCUGAGCUUAUCCAGUUGUCUCCUCUUCCCCUCCAGCUGAUCCAGUUGUCUCCUCUACCCCUCCAGCUGAUCCGGUUAUCUCAGCUGAUCCAGUUAUUGCCACUUCCCCUCCAGCUGAUCCAGUUGUCUCCUCUUCUCAUGAAUGACCCCCCAAGGAUGGACAAGGACAGGAAUGAGGUGGCUGAGAGAAUAUUACACUUCACCUUGGAGAUCCUCCACCUGCUGACUGGAGAGGAUUACACCAUAGUGAAGAAGACAUGGGGGGAGUGUGUGGCCCCCAGCAGCCAUCUCCAUGAGUCAGGAGGACCGAGCAGGGCCCGGGGCCCCAUCAAGGAGCCUCCACUUCACUCAUUGAUAAAUGAGCAGAAGAUCCUAGAACUCACCCACAGGAUCACUGAGCUGCUGACUGGAGAGGUUCCUAUAAGGUGUCAGGAUGUGGCGGUCUAUUUCUCCAUGGAGGAGUGGGAGUAUGUAGAAGGACACAAGGAUCUGUACCAGGACAUAGUCAUGAUGGAGGAUCACCGGCCCUUCACGUCACAAGAUGGAGUCAUUGAUAGAAAUCCACCCGAGAGGUGUCCCCGUCCUCUGUAUUCCCAGGACUGUCCAGAGGGAAAUGUCCCAGAGAUCAAUCAGGGUGAAGAUCUGAUGGAUAUUAAGGUUGAGGUUAAAGUUGAACCAGAAGAGGAGACGGAUUUCUGGGCCGAUCAGCAGUAUGGAGUCAUGGAUAGAAAUCCACCUGAGAGGUGUCCCCGCCCUCUGUAUUCCCAGGACUGUCCAGAGGGAAAUGUCCCAGAGAAGCAUCAGGGGGGAGAUCUGACUAAUUAUAAAGUGGAGGAUGAAGAAGAGAGGAUGAGGGGCCAUCACCCGUGUAUGAGGGAAGUGAAGGAGGAAAUUCCAGGAGGUGUUACCCCAGGAAAUCCCAGUAAGAAUUCUGAGGGAAACUUCAUGUUAUUCCUGAAUGAUAGAGGAGAUGGAGAGAUCAUGGAGCGCUCCUCAGGAGAAGACCUCCUUACCCCUAAUGUCCAUCCAUAUCUAUCAUAUAAUAAUCCCCCUGAUCAUGAGGAAUCUUCUCCUGACCAACCACACAUUUUUACCACCACAGAGCAGAAAGAGAGUGAAAGUCUUCAAUGUGAUGAAUGUGGGAAACAGUUUACAAGAAGAUCAGAUCUUGUUAUACACAGUGAAAGUCAUACAGAAGAGAAGCCGUAUGUGUGUUCAGUAUCUGAGAAACCAUAUAUAACCCAAUCACAUCUUCAGUUACAUGAGAAGAGUCACACAGAAGAGAAGACAUAUUUAUGUUUAGAAUGUGGAAAAUGUUUUGUAGAUAGAUCAAGUCUUGUCAUGCAUGAGAUAAUUCACGCAGACGAGAAGCCAUAUUCAUGUUUGGAAUGUGGAAAAUGUUUUGGAGAUAGAUCAAGUCUUGUCAUGCAUGAAAAAAGUCACACAGGUGAGGAGCCAUAUACAUGUUCAGAAUGUGGGAAAUAUUUUGUAGGGAAAACAAGUCUUGCCCUACAUGAGAGUAGUCACACUGGAAUAAAGGCACAUUCCUGUUCAGAAUGUGGCAAAUGUUUUACACGAAAAUCACAUCUUGUUAAACAUGAGAAAAUUCACACAGGAGAGAAUCCAUAUCCAUAUUCAUGUUCAGAAUGUGGAAAGUGUUUCAAAUGCAAAUCCCAUCUUCUAUCUCAUGCGAGAAGUCACCUAGGAGAGAAGCUUCAUUCAUGCUCAGAAUGUGGGAAACGCUUUACAAGAAAAGCAGCUCUUGUUAAACACGAGAGAAGUCACACAGAAGAGAAUUCAUAUUUAUGUUUAGAAUGUGGAAAAUGUUUUAUAACUAAUGUAGAACUUAUUAGACACAAGAGAAGUCACACAGGAGAGAAGCCAUAUUCUUGUUCAGAAUGUGGGAAAUGUUUUGCAUAUAAAUCACGUCUUGAUAUACAUGAGAAAGGUCACACUGAAGUGAAGCCGUAUUCAUGUUCAGAAUGUGGGAAAUGUUUCAAAGUCAAAUCCAGUCUUCUUGCACAUGCGAGAAGUCACACAGGAGAGAAGCCAUAUUCAUGCUCAGAAUGUGGGAAAUGUUUUGCAAGUAAAUCAUAUUGUGUUAUGCAUGAGAGAAGUCACACAGGAGAGAAGCCGCAUUCUUGUUCAGAAUGUGGGAGAAGUUUUAUAUGGAAAUCCCAACUUGUUGCACAUGAGAGUAGUCACACAGGAGAACGGCCACUUUGAUGUUCUGUAUGUAGAAAAUGUUUUACAAGGAAUUUAGGCUUGGAAACUCAUCAGAGAAUUCACAGAGGAGAAACCCCGACCCCCAUUACUGUACCUGAUGGGCCUGAAUUGUGGCAGAACAUGCACCAGAAUAAUGUUGUGUAGAAUUAAUUAUACAUUUAUUGUAAUGUUUAUACCGGGAAGAAUAGUUAUGUCCCAAAUGUUUGUCUUUACUAUGUAAUAAUGACUAAAGCUGACGCUGCUCUUAUCCUCCCGUGUAUCAAAUAGUCAUCGAUGUCACAAAUACAUUGUAACAUCUGAUAAUACAACAAACGCCACAUCCCCCCCCCCCCCCCCCCCCACAGGGAGUAGUGCCGAUCAAUUUAUGGUCCUCAGCUGUAUACACGGCCCUUACUCCACUUAAGAGGUGCCCCUUAUAGCACUGGGUACUGCUAGUUACCCCUCACACUAUGACAACCCCCUGAUAGGUGACUGUGCCCUCUGGGGUAUAAUAAGGGGGUGUCCUCUGGUAGACCCACUAUGGUGUCCGGUGGUGUUCACGCACCGCCUAUAGUCCACACAGUGCGCAGAAUAGCUUGACGUCACUUAUUUGACUUAGACAGGAUUUCUAUUGUAUAUUUGUGUUUUUAUGUUUGUUGUAAAUGUUUUCAAUACAUCAAGAUGUUUUUCCGGAGACACAUUGUAUCCAAUUGAUUUCCUUUAAUGAUCAUAUUACAGGGAAUGUAGACAAGUUGUGGCCUUGUUUAUUCUUUAUCAUUAUUUAUAAUAAUUAUUUUCCACCGGAGCACCCCUUUAAAGGUGUACUUCCCCCCUCCC